UCAAAUCACCUCGAAACAUGGUGGCGUUGUCGUUAAAGAUUUGUGUCCGCCACUGCAAUGUAGUGAAGACGAUGCAGUUUGAACCGUCAACUGCAGUGUAUGAUGCCUGCCGAGUCAUUAGGGAGCGAGUACCCGAGGCACAAACUGGACAAGCUUCUGACUAUGGCUUAUUCCUAUCCGAUGAGGAUCCCAGGAAAGGUAUUUGGUUGGAAGCAGGCAGAACGCUGGACUACUACAUGCUGCGGAAUGGGGAUAUUUUGGAAUAUAAAAAGAAACAAAGACCUCAGAAAAUACGGAUGCUGGAUGGAUCGGUGAAGACAGUGAUGGUGGAUGAUUCUAAAACUGUUGGGGAAUUACUGGUCACAAUUUGUAGCAGGAUAGGCAUAACCAAUUAUGAAGAAUAUUCAUUAAUUCAAGAAAUAAUUGAAGAGAAGAAAGAGGAAGGAACAGGAACACUCAAAAAAGACCGAACGCUACUACGAGAUGAAAGAAAGAUGGAGAAGCUAAAAGCCAAACUUCACACUGAUGAUGAUUUAAAUUGGCUAGAUCAUAGUCGAACGUUCAGAGAACAGGGAGUGGAUGAAAAUGAAACAUUGCUGCUUAGACGGAAAUUCUUUUAUUCAGACCAGAAUGUAGAUUCAAGAGAUCCUGUGCAGCUGAAUUUGCUUUAUGUUCAGGCUCGAGAUGAUAUCCUGAAUGGCUCCCAUCCAGUCUCCUUUGAAAAAGCGUGUGAAUUUGGUGGAUUUCAAGCCCAGAUACAGUUUGGACCUCAUGUAGAACAUAAACAUAAACCUGGGUUUUUAGAUCUAAAGGAAUUUCUGCCCAAGGAAUACAUCAAGCAAAGAGGAGCUGAGAAGAGAAUAUUUCAGGAACACAAAAACUGUGGUGAGAUGUCGGAAAUAGAAGCCAAGGUGAAGUACGUGAAACUGGCACGUUCUCUCCGGACAUACGGGGUCUCCUUUUUCCUCGUGAAGGAAAAGAUGAAGGGUAAGAACAAACUGGUCCCCCGAUUGCUGGGUAUCACUAAGGAUUCCGUGAUGAGAGUGGAUGAAAAGACCAAGGAAGUGUUGCAGGAGUGGCCCCUUACUACUGUCAAGCGCUGGGCAGCAUCACCCAAGAGCUUUACUCUGGAUUUUGGAGAAUAUCAGGAAAGUUAUUACUCUGUACAAACAACUGAAGGAGAGCAGAUAUCUCAACUUAUUGCAGGCUAUAUUGACAUCAUCCUCAAGAAGAAACAAAGUAAAGAUAGAUUUGGAUUAGAAGGUGAUGAGGAGUCAACAAUGUUAGAAGAAUCUGUUUCCCCUAAAAAGUCCACCAUCCUUCAGCAGCAAUUCAACCGAACAGGGAAGGUAGAGCAUGGCUCUGUGGCAUUACCAGCUGUCAUGCGUUCUGGUUCCAGUGGACCAGAAACCUUCAACAUUGGCAGCAUGCCCUCCCCGCAGCAGCAGGUCAUGGUUGGCCAGAUGCAUCGAGGACACAUGCCUCCACUGACGUCAGCCCAGCAGGCCCUGAUGGGAACAAUUAAUACAAGCAUGCAUGCGGUUCAGCAAGCUCAGGCGGACCUCAGUGAAGUUGAUAACCUACCACCUCUUGGGCAAGAUAUGGCCUCUAGGGUAUGGGUUCAGAACAAAGUCGAUGAAUCAAAACAUGAAAUCCACUCUCAGGUUGAUGCUAUCACGGCUGGAACAGCUUCAGUUGUUAACCUCACAGCUGGUGACCCUGCAGACACAGAUUAUACUGCUGUGGGCUGCGCCAUCACCACCAUCUCUUCCAACUUGACGGAAAUGUCCAAGGGGGUGAAGCUCCUCGCAGCCCUCAUGGAUGACGACGUGGGCAGUGGAGAAGACCUCCUGAGAGCUGCUCGGACAUUAGCAGGGGCAGUGUCGGAUUUGUUGAAGGCUGUGCAGCCAACUUCUGGAGAGCCUCGACAGACUGUGUUGACUGCUGCUGGAAGUAUUGGUCAAGCCAGCGGGGAUCUUUUGAGACAGAUUGGAGAGAAUGAAACAGAUGAGCGAUUCCAAGAUGUAUUAAUGAGUUUGGCCAAAGCAGUUGCUAAUGCUGCUGCUAUGUUGGUGCUGAAAGCAAAGAAUGUUGCCCAGGUGGCAGAGGACACCGUUCUGCAGAACAGAGUCAUCGCUGCUGCAACCCAGUGUGCCCUCUCCACCUCACAGCUGGUGGCAUGUGCUAAGGUAGUGAGUCCCACGCUCAGCUCCCCUGUUUGCCAAGAACAACUGAUUGAGGCUGGAAAACUUGUCGACCGUUCAGUGGAAAACUGUGUCCGAGCCUGCCAGGAUGCCACAGAUGAUAGUGAGCUCCUGAAGCAGGUCAGUGCAGCCGCCAGUGUGGUCAGUCAGGCCCUACACGACCUCCUGCAGCACGUCCGGCAGUUUGCCAGCCGAGGGGAACCUAUUGGCCGCUAUGACCAGGCAACUGACACCAUCAUGUGUGUUACUGAGAGCAUCUUCAGCUCGAUGGGAGAUGCUGGUGAAAUGGUCCGGCAGGCCAGAGUCCUCGCACAGGCUACCUCAGACCUCGUCAAUGCCAUGAGGUCAGACGCAGAGGCAGAAAUCGACAUGGAGAAUUCCAAAAAGCUUCUGGCGGCUGCAAAACUCCUGGCUGACUCUACCGCCCGCAUGGUCGAAGCUGCAAAGGGCGCUGCUGCUAAUCCAGAAAAUGAAGAUCAACAGCAGAGGCUGAGGGAAGCUGCAGAAGGACUCCGAGUUGCAACCAACGCGGCAGCUCAGAAUGCUAUUAAGAAAAAAAUUGUCAACCGGUUAGAGGUUGCAGCGAAACAGGCUGCAGCUGCUGCUACUCAGACAAUUGCAGCAUCCCAGAACGCGGCUGUUUCCAACAAGAACCCGGCGGCACACCAGCAACUUGUCCAGAGCUGCAAGGUAAGUAUCCAGACUGACAGAGUGGAGGCUAACGACAAAACCCACCGAGUUACAGCUUUCAAGAACCUGGUUAAAGAGCAAAAUGUCAUGAGAUUGCCGGGAAGCAAAAUGGUGGCCUCUGCCAAAGCCGCGGUGCCUACUGUCAGUGACCAGGCUGCGGCUAUGCAGCUUAGCCAAUGUGCCAAGAACCUUGCUACCAGCCUAGCGGAGCUGAGAACUGCCUCCCAAAAAGCCCACGAAGCCUGUGGCCCAAUGGAAAUCGACUCCGCUUUGAACACUGUACAGACUCUCAAAAAUGAACUACAGGACGCCAAAAUGGCAGCUGUGGAGAGUCAACUAAAACCACUCCCGGGAGAAACUCUCGAAAAGUGUGCUCAGGACCUGGGAAGUACCUCCAAAGCCGUCGGGUCUUCCAUGGCCCAGCUGCUGACUUGCGCUGCUCAAGGCAACGAACACUACACAGGGGUGGCUGCAAGAGAGACAGCACAGGCUCUGAAAACGCUGGCCCAGGCAGCUCGAGGAGUAGCAGCGUCCACCAAUGAUCCUGUGGCAGCCCAUGCUAUGUUGGAUUCAGCCCGAGAUGUGAUGGAGGGCUCAGCCAUGCUCAUUCAAGAGGCUAAGCAGGCUCUGAUCGCCCCUGGAGAUGCAGAAAGUCAACAGAGACUAGCUCAGGUGGCCAAAGCUGUCUCCCACUCACUGAACAACUGUGUGAAUUGCCUCCCAGGGCAAAAGGAUGUGGAUGUAGCCUUGAAGAGCAUUGGAGAGUCCAGCAAGAAACUGCUUGUUGAUUCGCUACCACCAAGUACCAAGCCUUUCCAGGAAGCCCAGAGUGAACUGAACCAAGCUGCAGCCGACCUGAACCAGUCCGCAGGGGAAGUGGUCCAUGCCACCCGGGGACAGAGCGGAGAAUUAGCAGCUGCCUCUGGGAAAUUCAGUGAUGACUUUGAUGAAUUCCUCGAUGCUGGCAUUGAAAUGGCUGGCCAAGCUCAGACUAAAGAGGACCAGAUCCAAGUGAUAGGGAACCUCAAGAAUAUCUCCAUGGCAUCCAGUAAGCUGUUGUUAGCUGCUAAAUCUCUCUCCGUCGAUCCAGGGGCCCCUAAUGCAAAAAAUCUCUUAGCAGCAGCUGCAAGAGCUGUGACAGAAAGCAUUAACCAACUCAUCACGCUGUGUACCCAGCAAGCACCAGGCCAGAAGGAAUGUGACAAUGCCCUCAGGGAACUUGAGACUGUUAAGGGGAUGUUGGAUAAUCCCAAUGAACCUGUUAGUGAUCUCUCCUAUUUUGACUGCAUUGAGAGUGUAAUGGAAAAUUCCAAGGUGCUGGGUGAGUCAAUGGCAGGAAUAUCUCAAAAUGCCAAGACAGGUGACCUUCCUCUUUUUGGAGAAUGUGUGGGAAUUGCAUCCAAGGCUCUCUGUGGCCUCACAGAAGCUGCAGCCCAGGCUGCUUACCUGGUUGGCAUCUCCGACCCCAACAGCCAGGCUGGCCACCAGGGUCUUGUCGAUCACAUCCAGUUUGCCAGAGCUAAUCAGGCGAUCCAGAUGGCUUGUCAAAAUCUGGUGGAUCCAGGCAGCAGCCCAUCCCAGGUUUUGUCAGCAGCUACCAUUGUUGCCAAGCACACCUCUGCCUUGUGUAAUGCCUGUCGCAUCGCUUCAUCGAAGACAGCCAACCCUGUAGCCAAAAGGCAUUUUGUUCAGUCAGCAAAGGAGGUUGCCAACAGCACUGCCAACCUGGUGAAAACCAUCAAGGCUCUGGAUGGAGAUUUCUCUGAAGACAAUCGCACAAAGUGUCGAAUUGCAACUGUGCCCUUGAUUGAAGCAGUUGAAAAUCUGACAGCCUUUGCUUCCAAUCCUGAAUUCGUCAGCAUUCCAGCCCAGAUCAGCUCUGAGGGAUCUCGGGCACAGGAACCUAUCCUGGUCUCAGCUAAGACCAUGUUGGAGAGUUCAUCUUUCCUGAUCAGGACUGCUCGUUCUUUGGCCAUCAAUCCUAAAGACCCCCCAACCUGGUCUGUCCUUGCUGGACAUUCUCAUACUGUAUCAGACUCAAUUAAGAGCCUCAUCACUUCCAUUAGGGAUAAAGCUCCAGGCCAGAGAGAAUGUGACUAUUCCAUCGAUGGCAUCAAUAGGUGCAUCCGAGAUAUUGAGCAAGCCUCCCUGGCUGCGGUCAGUCAGAAUCUGGCCACGAGGGAUGACAUUUCUGUUGAGGCUUUGCAGGAACAGUUGACAUCAGUGGUCCAGGAAAUCGGGCACCUUAUCGAUCCCAUUGCUACAGCAGCUCGAGGAGAAGCAGCCCAGCUGGGACACAAGGUCACACAGCUGGCAAGCUACUUCGAACCCUUGAUCUUAGCUGCAGUUGGUGUCGCAUCUAAGAUUCUGGACCAUCAACAGCAAAUGACGGUACUGGACCAGACCAAGACACUGGCAGAAUCUGCUCUGCAAAUGUUAUAUGCUGCCAAAGAAGGUGGAGGCAACCCCAAGGCACAGCACACCCACGAUGCCAUCACAGAGGCUGCCCAGCUGAUGAAAGAAGCGGUGGAUGAUAUUAUGGUCACCCUAAAUGAAGCUGCCAGUGAAGUAGGAAUGGUGGGAGGAAUGGUGGAUGCCAUUGCAGAAGCCAUGAGUAAGCUGGAUGAAGGCACUCCUCCAGAACCAAAGGGAACUUUUGUUGAUUACCAGACAACAGUAGUGAAAUAUUCCAAAGCCAUUGCUAUAACUGCACAAGAAAUGAUGACUAAGUCGGUUACUAACCCGGAGGAAUUGGGAGGACUUGCUUCACAAAUGACCAGUGACUAUGGGCAUUUGGCUCUCCAGGGCCAAAUGGCAGCAGCUACAGCUGAACCAGAAGAGAUUGGAUUCCAAAUCCGGACCCGUGUUCAGGAUCUCGGCCAUGGCUGUAUCUUCCUGGUCCAGAAGGCAGGAGCUCUUCAGGUCUGCCCCACUGACAGUUACACCAAGAGGGAGCUGAUAGAGUGUGCCCGCUCAGUCACUGAAAAGGUCUCUUUGGUCUUGUCUGCCCUCCAAGCAGGGAAUAAAGGGACUCAGGCAUGCAUCACCGCAGCCAGUGCUGUGUCGGGCAUCAUUGCUGAUCUGGAUACGACCAUCAUGUUUGCAACAGCUGGGACCCUCAAUGCUGAGAAUAAUGAAACUUUUGCAGACCACAGGGAGAAUAUUUUGAAGACAGCAAAGGCCUUGGUGGAAGAUACGAAAUUACUAGUAUCAGGGGCUGCUUCAACUCAAGAUAAACUGGCCCAGGCAGCCCAGUCAUCGGCAGCCACCAUCACCCAACUUGCCGAGGUGGUCAAGCUAGGAGCGGCCAGCCUAGGUUCUGAUGACCCUGAGACCCAGGUGGUGCUGAUCAAUGCCAUCAAAGAUGUGGCCAAGGCCCUUUCUGAUCUUAUUGGUGCUACUAAAGGAGCUGCCAGCAAGCCCGCUGAUGAUCCAUCCAUGUAUCAACUCAAAGGUGCAGCCAAGGUGAUGGUAACAAAUGUCACAUCCCUCCUCAAGACAGUGAAAGCUGUGGAGGAUGAAGCCACCAGAGGCACGAGGGCUCUUGAAGCCACCAUUGAGUACAUAAAACAAGAGCUCACGGUAUUUCAGUUAAAGGAAGUACCAGAAAAGACAUCAUCACCUGAAGAAUCGAUAAGGAUGACGAAAGGCAUCACUAUGGCAACUGCCAAAGCUGUGGCAGCUGGAAACUCGUGUAGACAGGAAGAUGUGAUUGCUACUGCAAAUCUGAGCCGAAAAGCAGUGUCUGACAUGUUAACAGCUUGUAAGCAAGCUUCAUAUCAUGCUGAUGUUGGUGAAGAUGUGAGAGCCCGAGCCUUGAGAUAUGGAACUGAAUGCACCUUGGGAUACCUGGACCUCCUGGAACAUGUCCUUGUGAUUCUUCAGAAACCAACACCAGACUUAAAGCAUCAGUUGGCUGCAUUCUCCAAGCGAGUGGCAGGUGCUGUGACGGAGCUUAUCCAGGCUGCAGAAGCCAUGAAAGGUACAGAGUGGGUAGAUCCGGAAGACCCAACAGUCAUUGCUGAAACCGAAUUGCUGGGAGCUGCAGCAUCCAUUGAGGCUGCGGCUAAGAAGUUAGAGCAACUGAAGCCAAGAGCUAAACCAAAAGCUGCAGGAAAUGCUGUGAAAAGAGCAUCUGACAAUCUUGUUCGUGCAGCCCAGAAGGCCGCCUUUGGCAAAGCCGACGAUGAUGAUGUGGUGGUGAAGACAAAGUUUGUGGGUGGCAUUGCUCAGAUCAUUGCCGCCCAGGAGGAAAUGCUGAAGAAAGAGCGAGAACUAGAAGAAGCAAGGAAAAAACUAGCUCAAAUCCGCCAGCAGCAGUACAAAUUCCUCCCCACAGAGUUGAGAGAGGAUGAAGGCUAAGCCCCAGAGCUGAGGUUGUGAGCCCAAGAGGACACUCUAGAAAGAACCAAACUGACACUGUUCUGAUGGGCCACGUGCUUACCUGGAAACUGCCUGAAGUGCUUAGAAUGAGCACCAGACAGAUAUUUGUGUAUGUUCUUGUUCAUCUGUACAGCAAAAGCUGCAUGAUCGUGUCAUCCCCGCGGUACAGUGUCCCCAUCCAUCAUUCUUCUUCUCUUCCCCUUCCUCAUUCACUGUAUCUCAGGAGAGGAUGCACAUUUUAUGAACUGUUACCCCCCACCAAAAAAAAAAAUCAGUAUUAUGUCACUCUGACGCUUGAAUUUUGUCCAUCUUUCCUCCUGGCCUGUUUUUGGGGUCUUUGGGGGAAAUCUUAAUAGGAAGAAAGAAAAACUGUUUGAGAAAAGUCAUUCACGUCACAGGUAUCUACCACUAUGGAGCCAAUGAUUCUUCUGCUUCUCAAGAAAAGAUGGCAGAUAUGGUUCAGAUGCAGUUAAGCCACAAAUGCAAACCAAUGUGGAGUCUCGGAGGGUGAUGUGUGCCCCCCCCCGUUUUUGUGUUCUGGGAAUUGACUCACCCCAGAUUUUAGAAGAAUCAUUGCUCCCAA
Molecule: messenger RNA, 7860 nt
Organism: Gracilinanus agilis (Agile Gracile Mouse Opossum)
Lineage: Eukaryota; Metazoa; Chordata; Mammalia; Didelphimorphia; Didelphidae
Gene: TLN2
Product: talin 2
Exons: 53
Coding region: 18-7256 (2412 amino acids)
Biological process (GO): cell-cell adhesion
Cellular component (GO): ruffle; focal adhesion; plasma membrane
Molecular function (GO): integrin binding; structural constituent of cytoskeleton; actin filament binding
Source: RefSeq, a predicted model, not a curated record